CCGAAACCGCACACAUCGAAACGGUCGCGUGGAUUCCAGGAGUGCCAUGCGACGGCCAAGUGCAUCGGGCGGUCCGUUCAUGGACACACCGCUUCUUCCUCUGGAGAAAGUAGCGCUCGAGCGAAGCGUGUCGUCGCCGGCAAACAAGCAGACGGCGAAAUCGAUCUUGUUUGGCGCGUCGCAUGGAUCGCCGACGAAGCUGCAUGCCGUCGCCUCUUCCAACGACAUGUAUCCGUUCGGGCGGCAGAAUCCAUUUGAGACGGAAUUUGUCGACCAUGUGGUUGUGGCCGAGGGCGGCUUUGGGAAAGUGUUCAAGUGCCGAUCCAAGAUCGACAACCGGCAGUACGCCGUCAAAGUCGAGCAGGUGCACUUCACCCCGAAAGCCAUCUUCAACCCCAACGAGAUCCGGGAAACGAUCCUGCGCGAGGUGCAUUUGCUCGCUGGCCUCGACCACGAGCACGUGUGUCGGUAUUACAACACAUGGAUCUUUGGAAAGCUCGUGUCGACGGGCCGACCCGACUCGGCCAAGAGCAGUACCGCCAACGCCGACGACGAUCGAUCCAACGAGUCGUUCGGGUGGUCUCACAACGCGCAUGGACCAGCCGAGAACCAACACGUGCCGUUCGAAUCGUCCGCGUCGUCGUGUUCCUCGACGUCGUCGUCCAUGUGUGGGUUUUCCUUCGACCGAUCGCCACUGGACGCAAUCGACGGCGAUGCUCCCCCAACUCCAGAGACACAUCCAUCCCGCGCGAUUUCACCGCGCUCGAAUUUGUCGCUGCAAAUAGACGUGUACAUUCAAAUGGCCCUCUACCACGGCAACUCCCUUCAGCAUUGGCUCGUCGAGCGGCAGUCCAUCGACGUUAACGCAAACUUGACCAUCUUCCGACAGAUCGUGGCCGGCCUCAAGUACAUCCAUGGUCAAGGCUUGAUUCACCGCGACAUCAAGCCAGCCAACAUCUUGCUCACGCAGGACGCAUGUGUCAAGAUCGGGGAUUUUGGGCUAGCCACGGAUGGCCGCAUCGAGGCGUCGGCGGCGGGGGUCGGGACACCUCUGUACAGCAGCCCGGAACAGACGCGCGGCGACAUGUGCAGCUCCAAAUCGGACGUGUUUAGCCUUGGCCUCGUCCUGUGCGAGCUGUUUUGCAACUUUUCAACUCAAAUGGAAAAACAUGUCACCCUCAUGCAAGUGCGCGACCCCGACGGCGCCGUUCCCGCCUGUGUGCCAGUCGAAAUUGCAGCCGUCGUCAAACAACUCGUCCACCCCGACCCAGCUCGUCGACCGUCGUGCGCCGACAUCGAACUCAUGGACGAAGUCAUGCCAUUUCUUCUAUGCCCUCAACCCCCCAUGAUUACCUCAGACAAGCAAGCUCAAUACGGUGCCAGCAGCCAACGGCGCUCUACGAUGGAGAAUGACCAAGAAGCCGGGGUCCCCGUGGCCCCGCUACUCGCUCCAUUGGACCACGUCGUCCACUCACUACUGGACGAACUGGACGCCCUUGAAGCAAGGCAACAUGCGGUGCUGCGGCUCGCCGAGAAAGCAGCGUGGGUGGACGAAGCGUUGGCAAUGUCGGAUCGAAAGCUCCAAGUUCUCGCGGCCCUGCAUCAGGCCGUGGGGCGAGGCCAAAUUUCAUCGAUGAAGAGCGCUUUUGUUACAUAAUGAACUCCUCUACGCCUACUGCGCACCGGUGUCGUAGCUGCGUGUGGUGAACUUUUCCUUCGUGUGAUUGUUAAUGUUAUCACGAGCAGCUGCCUUGCAUCUGCA
Molecule: messenger RNA, 1762 nt
Organism: Aphanomyces invadans
Lineage: Eukaryota; Oomycota; Saprolegniomycetes; Saprolegniales; Verrucalvaceae
Product: PEK protein kinase
Exons: 1
Coding region: 47-1657 (536 amino acids)
Biological process (GO): protein phosphorylation
Molecular function (GO): protein kinase activity; ATP binding
Source: RefSeq, a predicted model, not a curated record